This is a messenger RNA of Camelus dromedarius (Arabian camel), 1424 nucleotides long. RefSeq names its product melanoma-associated antigen 8-like. The coding region runs from base 191 to 1189 and encodes 332 amino acids. Gene Ontology annotation, cellular component: nucleus. The transcript has a single exon. Gene Ontology annotation, biological process: negative regulation of transcription by RNA polymerase II. NCBI's taxonomy places the organism in Eukaryota, Metazoa, Chordata, Mammalia, Artiodactyla, Camelidae. The record is from RefSeq and is a predicted model, not a curated record.
CCCCUGUGAGGCCGAGGGCACCCCUGAAGAGGAGACCUGUAAGUAGCCUUUGUCAGAGCCCCCCACGGUGGGUUUCUCAGCCCGGGCCACUGACACUCCCUUUCUUCCCCAGGCCCGUGGGUCCCCAUCUGUCACCCCUGCCCUCGCUGCUCUCAGCUGCCCGACACCACUCACCGUGCCUCCCGUUCAGAUGCGUGACCUCCACCACACUGAAGCCGACUUUCACGACCCAAGAGAGGCUGAGGAUUCCGAGGAUGAGCAGGACAUUUGGGUUGAGGAGGAGGAGGGCGCAUCCCCGUUGUCUCCCUCCUCCUCCUCCUCCUCCUCCUCCUUCUCCUCCUCGUCUUCCUACUCAGUCCUGUUCCUGGGCAGUGGCGAGGAGGUGGCUGAUUCUGGGACACCCAGUCCCGCGCAGAGCCCUCAGGGUGUCUGCCCCUCCCCCACAGCCGUGGCAGCCCCUCCCUGGAGCCAGUCGGAAGACAAUGGCCUCAGAAGCCAAGGUGAGGAGGGGCCCAGCACCGGGCAGGACCCGGCAGAUGCCGAGUCCCGGCUCCACGAUGCAUUACAUUUGAUGAUGGUUGACCUGAUGGGCUUCCUGCUCCACAAGUACCGCACAAAGCAGCCGACCUCAAAAGAGGAAAUGCUGAAUGCGGUCCUCAGAGAUGACCAGGACCACUUCCCUGCGGUCUUGAGCCAAGCCUCUGAGUGUCUGCAGCUGGUCUUUGGGGUGGAUGUGAAGGAGGUGGACCCCAGGGAGCACUUGUAUGUCCUGGUCCCCACCCUGGGCCUCACCUACGAUGGCAUGCAGGACGAUGGGCAGAGCAUUCCCAAGACUGGCCUCCUGCUGAUACUUCUGGGUGUGAUUGUCCUGGAGGGCGACUUUGCUCCUGAGGAGGCAGUCUGGGGAGCACUUAGCAAGAUGGGGCUGUGUGCUGGGAGGGAGCACUUCAUCUAUGGGGAGCCCAGGGAGCUCAUCACCAACGUGUGGGUGCGGGAGGGGUACGUGGAGUACCGGCAGGUGGCCAACAGCGAUCCCGCUCGCCACGAGUUCCUGUGGGGUCCCCGGGCCUACACGGAGACCAGCAAGCUGCAAGUCCUGGAACAUUUCCUCAGGAUCAAUAGAAGGGGUCCCAGUUCUUUCCCGUCCCUGUCUGAAGAGCGAGUGAGUGAUGAGGAAGAGGGGGCCUGAGCCAGACUUGCAGCUGGGCUCCUUCUAGGCCCCUGUCCGGCAGCUUCUCCUGCCGGGCAGGAAGUGAGGCUGACUCUUCACUGUGUGUCUGAGGAGCAAGGAGUCAGCAUCCUAAGUAGUGAGGGCCCGGGCCAGUGGGGGGGACACGGUGUACAGCAUCUCUGGGCUCCUGUUCUCUACAAUGAUAUGGAAGUUCAUCUUCAUUUCCUUUAGUGAUGUUUCAGAUGUUAUUCGU